This is a messenger RNA of Peronospora matthiolae, 2856 nucleotides long. The record is from the annotation of a GenBank genome assembly. NCBI's taxonomy places the organism in Eukaryota, Oomycota, Peronosporomycetes, Peronosporales, Peronosporaceae.
AUGUCUUCUGCCGGCCACGCAUCCUCCAACGCCCUCAUCGAUAAGUUCGAUGGGGACAACUAUUCGACCUGGAGUCGAUACAUGCGUGGCGUGUUCCUGACAAAGUCAGUGUGGCAUGCUGUCAACCGGGAGAGCUCCCCGACGUUCGUGGACCCUCGAGCGCAGGACGACUACGUCAAGGCCAACAACAUCGCAUUUGGAACGAUGUUGCUGCACAUGGGUGCGAAUUACCACCAUGUGGUCGACAACUGCGAGGAAGCGUGGGUAGCGUGGCAGAGCCUGAAGGUGCUGUACGGUGGAUCCCAGAAAGCGGGAAGGAUCUACCUCAAGCGUCAACUCUUCAGCAUGAAGAUGGACGAAGGCGCCAACGUCAUGCAUCACUCCAACGAGGUCCUGAACAUCGCUGCCAAGCUUAGCAGCAUUGGUGCGAAGAUGGAAGACGAAGACGUUGCAAUUUGUCUGCUACUCAGUCUUCCGAAGAGCUACGAAAAUGUGGUGCUCAACAUGGAAAUGAGCAGCACCGAGCUUCGCACUCAAGAUAUGGUGAGAGUCCUGACGAAUGAGCAUGCCAAGCGUCAAGUAGAAAAAGGGACAACGACAGCGACUACGGUGAAGGCUGAAGAUGCAAGCAAGGCAUUCAGCGCCGAGCGUGAGCCCUACCAAUGCACGUAUUGUGGCAAGGUGGGACACACGGUGGAUCGUUGCUGGACAAAGCAGAAGAACGAAGGUCGGGGAGCCCGACGCGGCGGCAAUGGUCGUGGACGCGGGGCUAACAAUGUCCAGUGGGGACAUCAUGAUGAAGGCAAUGGAUACGAUCGAGUGGCGUUUGCAGUCUCGUUCGAAUGUGGAGUUUCGACGAGCAAGGAUGUGUCUGGAAUGUGGGCCGUCGGCAGUGGCACAACGCACCACAUUUGCCACGACAAGACCAAGUUCGCAAGUUUGGCAGAGCGCAAUGAGGGCGAACUCUUGGUGGCUGACGGCAACAAGGUGACCAUCAAGGAAGUGGGAACCAUCAUUGAGAAGGUGGUUCUGCCCGACGGUGAAGAGCGCGAGAUCAAGAUCAAGAACGUGCUUUACGUACCAAGCAUGAGCAAGAAUCUACUAUCGGUACCGCAGAUCAACAAGUACGGCAAGUUUCAAGUCGUGUUCGACGGGACCAAGAUGUUUUUCGCUCGCAAAGGAUCGCAACAAGUGGUGGCGACUGCAGAUCUUAUGGAUGGACUUUACUGGCUUCACACAGCUCAUCGAUCGGGCAAUGCGACAACAAACGGAUGCAACGGUGUUGACUUACAUGCGCGGAUGGGACACGCUCCAGCUGAUGUGCUUCGCAAAAUGGUGGCCACGAACACGAUCAAAGAUGUGGAAGUACCUCUCAAGUCAAGUGGAUCAGAUACGACACCUUCGAGCUACUACAUCUGCGGACCCAUGGAGAUGAAUUCUCUGGGUGGCAGCAAGUAUCUACUGCUGAUCGUUGACGAAGCCAGUGGAUGCAUGAAGGGCUUCUGUCUACGUGUGAAGUCGGAGAGUGAAAACUACAUCACACGAUACAUCAAGAUGGUGCAAGCGCAGUUUGGCAAGAAGGUCAAGCUCGUCCGACAUGACGGAGCCCGCGAGUUCGCAACCAACUCGCUUCAAGAGUUCUACGAAGAUGAAGGCAUUGAGCAGCAGACGACGGUGCCAUAUGCACACCAGACCAACGGCACGGCAGAGCGCGCCAUUCGGACUAUCAUCACAAUUGGUCGCAGCAUGCUCCACCAUGCUAAGCUGGAAAAGUGCUUCUGGGCCGAAGCAGCAAUGACGGCAAUCUACGUUUACAUACUGACACCGAAGGAGAAGCGGCUCAAGUGGGACCCCAAGGCUUGCACUGGGAUAUUCUUGGGCUACGAAGAAGCAUCCAAAGCGUAUCGCGUUUAUGACAUCGAGGCAGGCCAGGUGGUCAUCAGUCGCGAUGUCAACUUUGACGAGUCCGCCUUUGGACUUUCGCCGCCAACCACCGCUGAAGACGCCGAUGACAUUGACUUCGACUCCCUCGAUCUGGAUGAUGAAGCGCCAGGUCAAGCGCAGUACAAGCAAACAUGCAACCGCAAGAGUCGUCCCCACGAUGAAGAAGUACCAGCUCCACCCACGCGCACAGUGCUUAAACGGCCUGGACUAGAAGAAUCAAGUGCGCCAGACUCUCUACAUAAGGAUUGUGGAAGGGCAAUGCGUGCUGCUGCUGGUACCGACCUGAAGACACGAUUCGAGAUUACUGACAGCGGCAAGUGUGCAUUUGUGCUUGGAAUAGAGCUUUUGGACGGCGCAGAUGGAAGCGUGACACUAUGCCAGCGUAGGUAUGUGGAUGACAUACUCAAGCGCUUUGGCAUGGAUGAUUGCAAAGCCGUCGCAAGUCCAGUCGACAUGAGCUCUCGACUUGUUUCAAGUGAUGCAACUACCAAGGUCGAUGCUCCUUUUCGCGAAGCUGUUAGUGCGUUGAUGCACCUGACCACUGCAACGCGCCCGAAUAUUGCGUUCGCCAUAGGCUAUGUGUCGCGAUUCAUGGAGAACCCCCAAGAAGAACACUGGGUUGCAGUUAAGCGUAUCUUUCGCUACCUACAAGGCACCAAGACGCAUGGAAUUUGCUACAAGCCAAGUGCAAGGAUCGACUUCCGUGGAUAUUCGGAUGCGGAUUGGGCUGGUGAUCUUACCGACCGCAAGUCAACAUCGGGGUACACGUUCAUGCUACUCGGUGCGCCAGUGAGUUGGGGCAGCAAGAAGCAGCCAAGUGUUUCGUUGUCCACGACUGAAGCUGAAUGCAUCGCACUCAGCUUAGCGAUUAAAGAGGGCAAGUGGAUCAUCGUCUGCUUUGUGAGAUCGUGA